Molecule: messenger RNA, 3663 nt
Organism: Danio rerio (zebrafish)
Lineage: Eukaryota; Metazoa; Chordata; Actinopteri; Cypriniformes; Danionidae
Source: RefSeq, a predicted model, not a curated record
ACCCGGAAGUGACGCGGACGUCAAUAAGAAGCAGACACAAGCAACAGUGUGUAACGCAGCUCAGUUUAUCGCUCUUUUAAUCUUUUAAAACUAAAAAUACAACAUGUCUUCAGAUUUUGAAGCGUACGAACAGGACUUUGGGACCCUCACCGCUGAAAUAACCAACAAAAUCGGACGAAUACCCAAAUUAGCCGGUGAGGAGAAGACACAGCUGGUUCUAAAUGUCGACAAACAGCUUGAAGAAGUCAGAGAGUUGAUGGAGCAGAUGGACCUGGAGGUUCGAGAGAUCCCUAUUCAGAGCCGAGCCAUGUACAACAGCCGUCUGAAGAGCUACAAGCAAGAGAUGGAGAAACUUGAGAAAGAUUUUAAAAGGUCACGUAUUGCCUACAGUGAUGAGGUGCGGAACGAGCUCCUGGGGGAUGAUGGGAGCUCCUCCGAGACUCAGUUGAUAAAGUUGCGUGAAGAGAGAGCACAUCUGUUGGACAACACAGAGAGGCUGGAAAGGUCAUCUCGGAGGCUGGAAGCUGGCUACCAGAUAGCAGUGGAAACCGAGCAAGUUGGACAGGAGAUCCUCGCCAACCUGCACAGCGAUCGUGAGAAGAUUCAGAGAUCCCGUGAUCGGCUGAGAGAGACGGACGCUAACCUGGGCAAGAGCUCUCGGAUCCUGACCGGCAUGCUGAGAAGGUAAGAGGAAGGAUCAUUCAGAACCGCAUCCUGGUCUUCAUCCUGGGCGCCAUCAUCCUCCUCACCAUCGUCUUGGCCAUCUAUUUUAAUUUGCGAGGGCACUGAUCUCCACUGACUGGCCCUGUGCGUGCAUGUGUGAGUGUGUAUGAGCGUGUGUGUGUAAGAUUAAUAGUGACAAAAGUGUUGGGCUGGAGUAAUUAGGACAAAUUGUUCACAUGAAUCAUUCCUGGUGGGCAGUGACAGGGGGCCUCUGUUUGCUGCUGUCGAGCGGAGCAGAGCGGGACGGGGACCGCACCUUCCCUCUCUCCCCUUACAUUUAUGCUGCCUCCAUUACUUUUAAAACUCACCGACCCAUAGAGAAACCUGGCACGGACGUAUGGACUAGAGGACCAUGUUGAGAACAUCAGAUGGUUGAAGAACAGGAAGAUAAACAUCAAUGUAUGUCAUAACCUGCAGUUUUAUUUUAAGCUACUAGCAUAAUCUUGUCUAUUGGGUAAAUACAGUACAGUCCGUGUUCAUUUUGUCAAUGAAAAUGACUUGAAACAAACAGGUCUACCUGACUGAAUGCACACGCUCAGAUCUGCUCAUCUAAGAAACAGACAGCCUGGAUUAUAACAAAAAUGAUAACAAUUACUAUCUUUUGGACUACAUUUUAGUCAACAUUAAUGUGCUUUUCAUUCAGUAGAUAUUCAUAUUAUUAGAUAUUCAUUAGAUGCACAUUCAUAGUUUUCAGUAAUGUUUCUAUAGAAGACCUUUUACGUUUUGGUUUGUGUCAAGCUCCACAAUUUUUGCCGCUAUUUUUGUUGACAAAAUUAAGUUUAUAUAUAUCUUAGGCUACUAGUGUUUUCAUUUGCAAACAAUUAUUUUAAGUGAGUUAUUUAAAAUCUUGUUGUGUGGUGUAUUAGUAGGAAAUAUCAGUUUACAUUUUUAGGGAUUUUUCAACUUUAUUGUAUAGGAUAUCGGAGAGGAAAACAGGAAGAUAUUGAAACAGUUCUUUUGUUAUUAAUUCUAAUAAUCUAGUUAAAUGUUAGGAAGGAGUCUGACAGCAGCCCAUUUGGAAAAUGCAUGGAAAUGCAAGAAGAAUCAGAAUAAAUUAAGAAUAAAUCCAGAAGAACUUUUUUAACAUCUCCAAGACACUUCAGGAAACCUACCUGCAAAGCUAGCUUAAAAGCUAUACACAUGUCUACCAAUGACAACGUUUAAAUGCAUACAUCAAAUGUUGAUUUAUUUUAGCUAUAUAAGUUAGUUGAUAGAUUAUAUGUAUAAAUCUGCAUACAGUAAUGUAGCUAUACUUGUAGGUUUAUUGAAGUGUCUUGGAGUGUGUUUGAAAGUAAUAGCAGGUAUAAUGGGAACACUAUAAUUACACACUAUGAAUCAUUUAUGAAGCAUUAGCAAAUAGUGAAUUCGUUAUCUAUUAGCAUUAACUCUACAUCAACUGAUGAUAGUAAGCAGUUUAUAAGUGCAGAUACAAAUGCUCUAUUCCUGACUUAUAAGCAUAUAUAAUGUGCUUGAUGAUUGUAUUUUCAUACUUUAAUUAUAAUAUUUUUAUUGCUAAAUUAAGUAUCGCAUCAUUUACAAACCAGUUCAUUGAGAAUGUUAAUUGAGAAUUGUUUUUUAAACAUUAAUCUGUCACUUUCUUUUGUUGUUUAUUUCAAAAGUACAAAUACUUUAUUAACUUAACUUCAUCCAGUUCGGUGAUCUAAUCUAAUGAAAAUAAACGGCUUUAUUCAUUUCAAUUCAUUUGAAGAUGCACAAAUGAAACCGUAUCAAAUAAAAAAUAAAAAUGUUCAAUCUUAGCUAAAAUAAAAUCACUGUACUGUUUAAAUAAUGAAUAAUUGAAAUGUUGUGUCAUUGUUAAAGUAUUAUAUUGCUGUAGUUUUAUCCAAUUUUUGUUAUAUUUUGACACUUCUGUUAUUCGCCAAUGUUUAAACUUUACAGUAAUUUUACUGUUUAGAUACGAUUGCAAACAUUCAUUGUUCAUUUGAUACAGAGUCAUUUAUUAGGGAUUUAUAAUUCAAAUUAGUCCUCGCUUUAGAUUAGGUCACAAAACUGGAUGAAGUUGAGUUAAUAAAGCAUUUAUUAACAUGUAAACUAGCUAUUAGUAAAUGCCUGAAUAUUAAUAAUAUAUAAAUGUUGAUUUAAAUAGUUUAUCAACCCUUUACUAACACAUUCUAAAUGAUCUUAAAAAAAAUACUCUUAAAUGUAAAUGAUUUGUAAAUAAUGCAAAACUUCAUUUAGUCAUAAAAAAUUAAUCAGUAAAAAAAUAUGAAAGAACAAAUAAUUAGCACAUUAAGUCAAGAAUAGAGCAUUUGUAUCUGUAAUUAUAAACUGCUUACUAACAUCUCCUAUUGUAGAGUUAACAAAUAAUGCAUUCACUAUUUGCUAAUGCUUAAUGGGUGAUUCAUGGUGUACAGUUAUUAUAAAGUAUCAGAAUAAUGAUUGAAAGUUUAAACUAAAACAUCCUACUGACACAACUCACCAAAAGAUAAGACUGUUUUUGUUGAUGAAAAUGCUAGUAACCUAAGGCUUUUAAACUGUACUGUAUGUGUGCGUGCGUGUGUGUUUGUGAGCCCCCGGUGCAGUACCAUUUAACACACGGUGCAGAAUCACACACUACACACAGCCCAAAGGUCAUGCGCCCGUCUUUCUGUCCUCCCUUCAUCCAGGAUUAGUAGCUUCUCACGCUGUUCCUCUAAGGUCAGCAAAGACCUCGCAUGUGUUUAGUUAAACCAGCAGGACCGCUUUGAACAAGAAGACAUCCAUGUCCACUCUUACCUUUGCUAAUCAAAUCUGACAGCAUGCUAGUCAACUGUACUGAUGAGAAGUAUUUCCUGUAUUUAUUUGUCGUUUCAGAGGAAUUGUGUAUUUGUAUUUUUUUUUUUUUUUUUUGGCUGUAACUUUCUUUCCGGUUUAUCUGGCAUUUGUUUUAGCUGUUAGUGUUUGGACAUUAAAAUGACAUCACUUGUCUCUACUGUGUAA